Molecule: messenger RNA, 969 nt
Organism: Antrostomus carolinensis (chuck-will's-widow)
Lineage: Eukaryota; Metazoa; Chordata; Aves; Caprimulgiformes; Caprimulgidae
Product: presequence protease, mitochondrial
Exons: 8
Biological process (GO): protein processing
Cellular component (GO): mitochondrial matrix
Molecular function (GO): metal ion binding; metalloendopeptidase activity
Source: RefSeq, a predicted model, not a curated record
CCACAUAGAUUAACUCUGUCAAUGAGUCCAGAGGAAGACUACCAUGAUAAACAAGCAAAAAUGGAAGCAGAAAAGCUGGAAAAAAAAGUCAAUGCUCUUUCUGAAGAAGAAAAAACCCAAAUCUUUGAAAAAGGUUUGGAAUUAAUUGCUCUUCAAAGCAAACCUCAGGAUACCUCUUGUCUCCCAGCUCUAAAAGUGUCUGACAUUGAGCCCAAAAUCCCAUUCACUGUAUUGGAAACAACACUUGCAGCUGAUGAAAUUCCUGUCCAGUACUGUGCUCAGCCAACCAAUGGAGUUGUUUAUUUCAGAGCUGUUUCCAGCUUGAAUACGCUUCCUGAAGAGCUCAAACCAUAUGUGCCACUCUUCUGCAAUGUCCUUACAAAGAUGGGAUGUGGAGCCCUUGAUUACAGGGAACAAGCCCAGAAAAUAGAUCUAAAAACAGGCGGGAUGUCCGUCAGCCCACAUAUCAUUCCAGAUGAUUCACACCUGGAUGUGUAUGAACAGGGUGUGCUCUUUUCAUCUCUAUGCUUGGAUAGAAAUCUACCAGACAUGAUGCAUUUAUGGAGUGAAAUAUUUAACAACCCCCGAUUUGAGGAGGAGGAGCAUUUCAGAGUGCUGGUUAAGAAGACUGCCCAGGAGCUGUCAAAUGGGAUUCCAGAUUGUGGGCAUUUAUAUGCCUCUAUUAGAGCCAGCAAAAACCUUACACCUUCUGGAGAACUGCAAGAAAUGUUCAGUGGGAUGGAUCAGGUGAAGUUGAUGAAGAGAAUAGCAGAAAUGUCUGAUAUUAAACCAAUACUACGCAAACUACCGCGCAUUAAGAAGUAUUUGUUAAAUAGUGACAACAUCAGGUGUUCAGUGAAUGCAGCACCUCAGCAGAUAUCAGAAGCAUCUAAAGAAGUAGAGAAAUUUAUAAAAGGCAUAUCUAAAAGUAAAAAAGAGAGAAAACCUGUUCGUCCCCAUGUGAUUGAG